AUGACAGCCAAUACUGCGGGGUUUGUCUAUACAACCCCACUGGCCACCGAUGAACACUACAUCCGACUUCUCAAAUUCGAUUCUACUGUCUCAGAAGAACCUCUCAGAUUUUCUCUGAAGGUAUGCAAAUUCUUAGAGAAACCCACUUAUAACAGUCUCUCCUAUGAAUGGGGAGACACCGUAGCCGACCGACUGAUCUUCAUCAACGAUCGUCUCUUCUUCAUCCGGGAGAAUCUGCACAGCUUCCUGAAAGUGUUAGCUAGUAGUGCUUAUAGAGACGAUUAUGUCUUCGUGGACGCAAUCUGUAUCAAUCAGGAUGACAUUGCCGAGCGAAACGCCCAGGUCCGGCGGGUAGGCGAUCUUUAUGCACAGGCAGAAAACGUGCUCGUCUGGCUUGGGUCCGGCACAGCCGAGAGCGAUUUCGUCUUUGACAUAUGCUCUGAUUCGGUAGCGAGCAGCACUAUAGUCAGAACCAAGCUGGGGGAGGAAAAGACCAGGAUCGAGGCCCUUGAUUUCAACGCGCCCGACGGAGAGGCCCUGGAUACGGUAUACCAACGGUCAUACUGGACGAGACUGUGGAUUAUUCAGGAGCUAUUCCUUGCGCAAAACAUUAUUCUGUUUUGUGGCUUAAAGUCGACACCAUGGUCUGUUUUUAGACAACUCCCCAGAUGGAACAAGGGCGUUUUUGUCCCCGGAGGCUUCACGGGAGUUGAUAUGGUUCUUGGAAGCACACCGGCCGGACGACAUGCAAGGGAUAUUCUGAAUGAGCUGGAUAAGAUGGAACAGGGAAGAAGCGCAUUUAUAGACAAAGGACUUGUCACGCUGGUUCUGAAAUUUGGUCUGGCACAGUGUUUCGAUGUUCGCGAUCGUGUCUAUGGCCUGCUUGGUCUCGCUAGCGCAUCCGACAAACACAAAGAAGACCGAGGCCUUGAGGUCGUCGUGGACUAUUCAGCAAGUCCAAUGUCUCUAUUCGUGCGCCUUUUAAGCACUUUGCCACAUGAGCUUCGUAUUAGAACCGCGCUGGAUCUCUUCAACAUUCUGAAGCUACACCAUGCUCAAGAAAGUGCAAUUCUUGCCAGCAUUCCAGACACCAACUUGAGUCUGUCUUUUAAGAUCGAAUUCACUCAUGUAGGACAUCUCAGGCAUGUGACUCAACCCUCUCCAUCUUCCUGUAGAGCUUGCCGCAGCCGGGCAAGGAACUCUUCCCCAUUUGCGUUGAACGAGACCCAGCGCCAACAGCUGGCAGGAAAGACCUUUUCUCUGAUAAUAACAGGUGCACAACAAAACGUCAUGGCCAGACAUGGCGGUGGGCCUCUGUAUGAGAUGAUGUCGUCUGACAGCUGCCUGACUGCAUCCGGCGCUUGUGAAGGAGAUGAUGUUUUCCUUCUGGAAGGUACCAACGCCGUCCUAAUCCGACAACAGGAUGAUUCGGGUUCUACGAUGCUUUACAGGCGGGGUAUUCUCUGCAGCACGAAAAGCGAGCAAAGUAUCCCGAAAGCAGCAGAAUUGCUUGAUAGUUGCCUCUUGUAUUUACCGUCUAUCGAAGGGUGUUGUCUCAGGACUGACAAGCAUCAAAUAUGGUCUCUAGUGGGACCGGUUGAGUUUGUGUAUGAGGAGCUGAGUCUGCAGCAGAUUAUAUUGCUUCUGAUAUAUGCUGGCCAACACCGUGAUCAUUGGAAUCGGCAGUUGAGAAAUACUUCUAGUGACUAA
This is a messenger RNA of Penicillium malachiteum, 1710 nucleotides long. Its product is annotated as HET domain-containing protein. The record is from RefSeq and is a predicted model, not a curated record. Bases 1 to 1710 code for a protein of 569 amino acids. The transcript has a single exon. NCBI's taxonomy places the organism in Eukaryota, Fungi, Ascomycota, Eurotiomycetes, Eurotiales, Aspergillaceae.